GCGGCCGGAAUAUAUGCUGCUUCGUACUGUAUCCAGACAUUCGAUAAUCCACGUAGAUUCAUUGUUAUUGAUUUGCUGGAUAUCUCCAUACAACCCAUGAGUUGAUAUUCCUCGAAGUCCCAACAUCUCGACAGCGCGCUUCAACAACAGGAUGGGCUCCGUCGGCGACUCACCAGAGUAUGACGUUCUUGUCAUCGGCGCUGGCCUUUCAGGAUGCUACUCUCUGUACCGUCUCCGUAAGCAGAAUAUCAAAGUGCUUGUGCUCGAAGCGGGCGACAGUGUAGGCGGCACAUGGUACUGGAAUCGAUACCCCGGCGCCAGAUUUGACUCAGAGUCAACGAGCUAUGGCUUCAGCUUCUCGCAGGAGGUCCUGGAUGAAUGGGAUUGGACGGAGCAGUUCUCGCCGCAGCCGGAGACGGAACGCUACAUCAACUUCAUCUGCGAUAAGUUCGAUUUGCGACGCAACAUGAGAUUUGGCAUCCGCAUCAAGACCGCCACCUGGAACGAGCAAGGCCGAUUUUGGAGUCUGGUGGACAGCAACGGACAGCGAUAUACCUCUCGCUUUCUCGUCACGGCUAUGGGCGUGCUUUGCGAUCCGACGUUGCCAAAUGUGCCGGGAGUGGACGACUUCAAGGGCGAGGCGUUCCACACAGCGCGGUGGCCGCAUGAAAAGGUCAGCUUUGAGGGGAAGAAGGUGGGCAUUAUUGGAACAGGAGCAACGGCUAUUCAAACCAUUCCGGAGAUUGCAAAGACCGCAGAGCACUUGACCGUCUUCCAACGAACCCCCAACUGGGCUGUCCCAUUGCACAACGCCAAAAUCACGACGGAAGAAAUGACGGAAAUCAGAAAAGAGUAUCCCAAGCUCUUCGAACUCUGCGCCAAAACACGCAUGUGUUUCAUCCAUGAUGCCAACUUCGACUCUAUCUGGGAGGCGUCGCCCGAGGAGCGCGAGCAGCUGUGGGAGCACCUCUACGCCCAGCCGGGCUUUGGCAUGUGGCUCAGCAACUACAAGGAGAUCCUGGUGGAUCAAAAGGCGAAUGACCUCGUCAGCGAGUUUGUGGCCAAGAAGAUCCGGCAGCGAGUCAACGAUCCCGAGACGGCGGAGAAGCUGGUGCCGAAGAACCACGGCUUUGGCACGAGAAGAGUGCCGAUGGAGACUUCUUAUUUCGAAGCUUACAAUCGCCCCAAUGUGCAGCUGGUGGAUCUACUCGAGACGCCGAUCAAGCAGAUCAAGGAAACGGGGCUGGAAACGACCAAGGAGAAUCAUGAUCUGGACAUGCUGAUCUACGCAACGGGCUUCAAUGCCGUCACCGGCUCGUUUGAUGCCAUUGACUUCACCGGUGUGGAUGGCGUCAAGCUGCGUGAGGUGUGGGACGAAGGUCCUCGGACAUACCUUGGAUUCACGGUUCAACACUUCCCCAACAUGUUCAUGGUCAUGGGACCCCAUCAAGCAUACGGUAACAUCCCUCGAAGCGUAGAGUACGCGGUGGAAUGGAUCUCCAACUGCAUCGAGCAUCUCCGCACACACGACCUGUCACGGAUAGAACCGACGUCCAGGGGCGUGGCAGCCUGGACGGAGCACGUGCACGACGUCUCCAAGGGUUUGCUGGCGAAUGAAGUCGACUCGUGGAUGACGGGCGUCAACAAGAAUGUUGCGCACAAGCAGAAGCGCAUCGUGGCGAGGUAUAGCGGGAGUGCGCCGGAGUUCAGGGAACGGACGGCGAAGAUUGCAAAGGAUGGGUAUAGCACGUUCUCGCUGGCUUGAUGUUAGAGCGGUAAAGGACUUUGACGGUUGGUUGAGAUGCAUCACGUAUGUAGUCGUCGGCCGCAAUCUCCGGUUCUGGGGCGUGUUUGCAAUUGUACAGCCUCGCGGACGACCGGACAGCCUGAUAGCAACCGCCAACGAAGCUUUUAUUGACU
Messenger RNA from Neohortaea acidophila, 1920 nucleotides. RefSeq lists its product as uncharacterized. NCBI's taxonomy places the organism in Eukaryota, Fungi, Ascomycota, Dothideomycetes, Mycosphaerellales, Teratosphaeriaceae. The transcript has 3 exons. The record is from RefSeq and is a predicted model, not a curated record. Bases 152 to 1765 code for a protein of 537 amino acids.